AUGACAGCCAGCAAAAAGAAUAAGUCCAAUCUCCCGAACGCCCCAAACGUUUACUUCACCCUUCUCAACGGCGACACUGCAGAGACCAAUGCUGACGGAACUUUCGCCCUCAGACAAGUACCGGACAACGAGGCUGGGCUGUGUGGGGAAAGCAACGGCAUCAGUAUCUUCGUGGCCACCAAGAACCUCGACUAUGAAACCCUGCAGGCGUACAGACUCAACCUUCUGAUCGUGAAUGACCGUAACGUCCGUCUGGAGCAGCAGGUCGUAGUGAACAUUCUGGACGUGAAUGACAACGCGCCGCUGCUUCAGGCCUGGGACGGAGGGAUACUGGAGAACACUGGCAGCGCGCUCAUCACCACUAUCAGAGCCGUGGAUAAGGACGCCUCGCCGCAGUUCAGACAGCCACAAGAGGUCUGUGACAAAAUAUAUGAGGUUUUCUUUGACAAGGUGACAUGCCACACCUUGCGGCUGCCUGGCCACACGUGGGGAAACUCCCGGCAGCUAACACCUCCCAGACAUGCACACCUCAGUUCACACCCUCUGCGUUACUCCUUCGAUGCCACGGCGCCCCACGAUGUUGUGAGCAAGUUCGCCCUCAAAUCAAACGGAGAGCUUUGGAGCACGAGGCCCUUAGAUAGAGAGGAGGAGAGCCAGUACCGGGUGCCCAUCCAGGUGACGGACGGCGUGUCAGGACACUCACGGGUGACUACCUACUGGGUCACGGUGCAAGACCUCAACGAUGUGCCGCCCGUGUUCGACCGCUCGAUGGGCGUGUACGAGGUGCAACUGCCGGAAAACAGGGAGGUCGGCAAACCCACGGGGAUCCGCCUGGCCGUGGACGAUGCCGAUGAGGUCAACGAGUUCACCUUCGACAUCAUCAGCGGGAACGAGGGAAAGAAGUUUAGCAUCGAUGAAACGUCCAGAACCAUUGUGGUGGCGGCGCCUCUCGACUACGACUACCCCGUGAACGACAGGAAUUUCACGCUGCGGGUCCGUGUGAGUGACGGCACCAACGCUCCGGCGAUCACUGACGCGGUGGUGGCGGUGGUGAACGUGAAUGACCAGGACCCAGUGUUCCAGCGAAGCAACUACUCCUUCGUGGUGACUGAGAACACAGACUGCUCCGUGCCGCUCGGCCAGGUCACUGGAAACUCCCGUGAGCCUCGUCUGAGCACCGACUUGCUUGCCCUUCAUUUACCUGCCAGCGUUUGGUGUCGAUCGUCCGCCGCUCAGCCCUUGCCGUGUCAGCUGGAGGCACCGCGGGGAAGGUUAGCGCGCUGGACCCCCGACCUCCCGCUCUCCAUCAACCAGGACAUCCUGUACUAUCUCUCCGAAGAGGAUCAGACCAACUUCACCAUCGACAGUCACUCCGGCCACCUCUCCGUCAGGGGGUGCCUGGACAGAGAGGCCACGGCACAGGGCACCUUGAUCCUGCACCCGCGAGCCACUGAUGAGGGAGGGAAAGGCCACGACGCCGUCCCCGCCAUUGUGCACGUCACCAUUCUCGACCUUAAUGACAACUACCCAUACUUCGUGCGGCCGGCCCAGAGUUACGCUACAGUGAUGGAGAACCUGGAGCCUCACCUCGUGGAACCAGUGGUGCUGCAGCUCGGGGACUUGGACACGGAUGAGCAUGGAUGUCCCUGCUCCCUGGAGUUCCACGCCUCCACCCCCACCGUCCUCAGGGACAGGUUCACCCUCACGCCCCUCGGCAGGUCCCGCUACCGCCUGAGCCCCUCCGCUGUGCUGGACAGGGAGCGGCAGAAGGUGUACCGCCUCACCUUCACUGCGCGGGACAGAGAGGGAGUGGGCGGCUUGCGGCACCUUACCGUGGAGGUGGGCGACGAGAACGACUCCCCGAUGACAGACGGCGCCGCCACUAUCCGCGUGUACGAUUACCAGGGCCAGUUCCCCGCCAUGGUGAUUGGGUCGGUGCACGUGACGGACAGUGACGACCACGACCGCCAGGACAAGACCUUCCAGCUGGAGCCGAGCAGCGGCCUGGAGGCGGCGACACACUUCACGGUGGACCUGUACACGGGGGACAUCACCAUGCUGAGAGGCACGCCGGCAGGCACGCACACCCUCACAGUCAUAGUCCACGACAGCUUCCGGGAGGAGGUGGCCAUCGGGGUGACGACGAUCACUGUGGUGGAGCUGACGCAGGACGCCCUUACCCAGUCUGGAUCCCUCAGGCUGGCCAAUGUCUCCGCCAGGGCCUUGCUGCAGCAGACCGCGCCAGGUGCCGUGGGAACCAGCCUUUACGACAGACUCAGGAAACAGAUCGCAAACAUCCACCAGAUAUCAGAGGAUGAGGUAGACGUGUUCUCGCUGCGGGACGCUCCUGACGGGGAAGGUGUGGAUGUGCGCUAUAGCUGUCACAGGUCACCUCUCUACAGCGCUGCCCGCCUCAACGGUCUCCUGCUGGGUAGAAAACAACAGGUAUCCGCGGUGCUCGGCGUAGACAUUCCCCUUGUGGACAUUAACUUGUGCCUGAAUGAAGCCACAUCUCCCUGCGGCGGCCAGAGCUGCCAGCACACGCUGCGGCCAAAUCUCACUGCUCCGCUCGUGGUUUCCAGUGUUUCUGACUCCCUCGUCGGAGUGGACGUCAUUGAUGACUAUGCCUGCAGCUGCGGACCGCUGGAGCCUCCCCCGUCCGUGUGCUACCCAGGCUUCUGCCUCAACGGGGGAGCGUGCCACGUGAGGAAUAACACCCUCACCUGCACCUGUCCCGACGCUGUCAAUUACGGCCCGCGGUGUGAACUCCUGACUGCCAGGUUUGAGGGUAACUUUGCGUGGUACGAGCCGCUGACAGUGUGCGAACGCUCCUCCCUCUCGCUCACCUUUGAAAGCCGCGACAAAAAUGGCGUCCUGCUGUACACUGGACCGACAGUUCCUUCUCCUUGGCCGGAUUAUCCUAGAGACUUCCUGUAUGUCAUCCUGCGGGACUGGGUGGUGGAGACCUUCCUGGACCUGGGAACGGGAACCAUGAAUAUCUCCAUCCCCAUCGAGCCGAACCCCUUCAGACACUUCCAGUACAUCGUGACGUGGGGCGAGGGGCGCCUCACGGCAGAAGUGCUCAAUUGUGGUAUGAACACCACCGCAGAUGGCUAUGAGACGUGCAGGAAAGUUGUGCCCCUGGCAAGGUUGCCCAGUAGUAGCAGCAGCAGCGCUCCCAGCCACCUGCUCAACGCCCAGGGACCUCUGCAGGUGGGCGGCGUUGCAUCCAUGGUCAGCUUCCUCCAGCUGGCGGAUUCCUAUGGCUGGACCCUCACGCCGCCCAGCGCCUCCCCAUUCGCCGGCUGCCUGCUGGAGCUGCGCCACAACGACCGCCUCUACGACCUCAACGCCACGGACUUCACCAAGCACGCCAUUCACCCGUGCGACGCCCCCAGGACCUCCCGGGUGGUGUUUGGGCGGCACUCCAUCAUCAUCAUCCUCGCCAGCCUCCUCAGCCUGCUGCUGCUGGUGGUGGUGAUCCUGUGCCUGGCGCGCCGCGGGAGAAAGUCACUCUCCUACCCCGACCUGGACCGCGAGCUGGUCAAGGAGACGAUGGGCGGCACCGACCUGGAGGGCUUCGGCGAGAAGGACGUGACUCACUUCGACCUUAAGUUCCUGCAGGUGACCCCGGACGGCUACCUGGUGGGAGACGAGAACGAGGGCCCGCUGCCAGACGUGACCCAGGACGCCUGUCACAGCAGCACCAGCGGCCCCCCGACCCAGCUGCCCGAGGGCGUCACUAUCGGAGACUUCAUCAAAGAGAACAUUGUGAAGGUGGACCAGCAGCACCAGGAGGUGGAAGACGUGCGUCACUACUGCGUGGAGGGGGACGAGAUGUCUGCCGCCUCGUUGUCCUCCCUUACCUCCGGUUCCUCACGGGGCGACAUGAUCUUCGACUACCGGAUGGACUGGGGUCAGAAGUUCGAAAAGCUUGCACAGAUCUACUGCGCAGGAACUGAGGCGGACGAAGGCAGUGAGGACGACUCCCCCAACGCCCUAAAUAAGCCGUCCAGAAGCCCACCAUUCCUGCCUCUUGAGUCAUCCAGUGAACUGAGCAGAAAUGGGGUUCGGCCUUCUCCUCCUUCACCUGCUCCUUCUUCCCCAUCGUCUUCGGUGGCAGCCGGGAACAGGUCCUCGUACAUGACUAAAUCUCACAAGAGGCCGCAGGCACCCGUCCUUGUCACCAAGAGCACAGCUAGUGGGCCUCCGACUUAUGUGUCGCAAAGUAAAUUAAGUGGUAGUGCCCAAGUAGAGACCUCCUCGCAUUCCUCUUCACACAAGCUGAACCAACAGAAAAUCGAUCCUCAGUCAGUAUCAAGUAAUCAUAAGUUAAAAGCGCCUCCCUCAUCCCUUCCCUGCACACAGCAAGUAAAUGCACAAACUCUUAAUAAAAAUAAACGCAAGGUCGACCCUUCCGUUACUACCAUCAAUAACCUGUACACCAACCCCGCCCAGCGCUCCGCCGUGACCACAAAAGGAUCGGACGCCUCCUGUGACAAGCCAGAGAAAACUUCAAAGGAACCCGUCGUGAAUGGACACUUAAUCACCAGCCCAGGACCCCGCCAGUGUGCAGAAAAGGCCGCGCCACAGUUAAGUGCAGCGGGCACCAAAAAAUGUGACAACCAAAAGGCCGCCACGACGGCAAAAUCGGCGAAAGGUGUGGAAACUUGGUGUUGAUGAUUGGAAAGGUUAGAGCAGAGAAAAUAAGUGAACUCAAGAUGGUGAUUAGCCUUGCCCUACCUUUUGCUCAAUUGAAGCUUAAUACAGACAUUGUGUUCUCUGAAUGAGUAAAGUGCGGACUGAAUCAGCAGAUUGUGUAUGUGAGCUCCGAACUCAGAGGGGCUAAUGACCGGUGAAUGCAUUUGUCCUGUUUUUCCAUUAUUAAAAGUGUACUCCAUCGC
This is a messenger RNA of Scylla paramamosain (green mud crab), 4904 nucleotides long. RefSeq names its product DE-cadherin-like. The record is from RefSeq and is a predicted model, not a curated record. Gene Ontology annotation, cellular component: catenin complex; adherens junction; plasma membrane. Bases 1 to 4680 code for a protein of 1559 amino acids. Gene Ontology annotation, biological process: cell-cell adhesion mediated by cadherin; adherens junction organization; cell-cell junction assembly. The transcript has 22 exons. Gene Ontology annotation, molecular function: cadherin binding; calcium ion binding. Lineage: Eukaryota; Metazoa; Arthropoda; Malacostraca; Decapoda; Portunidae.